AUGCCGACUCCUAGGCCAGCCAAUGAAGUAACGCUUUGGCGAUCCCACUGGAACGUCACCGACUUUCGGUCACGGAUAGGUUUAAGUCUGGAGCAAUAUACACAGCUAUAUAACGUAUGCCGCAAUAUGCUACGUGAUCACCCCACCUUGUGUGAUAGCAUCUUCGACCCGUCCAUGAAAAGCGUAUUGAAGGAUGCGGUUACCGAGGCAAACAAGAAUCCCAGAGUCGACUGGCUUAUUAAAUUUCAGGACUCGUGGCCUCUGGAAAUUUUGCUCAAGAGGAUUAUGAAUCAACGGGCCGAAGGAAAAAUCAGGAACGGUAAACGCAAUCAUACGGAGCCGUGCAAGAAAGUCCGUUUCGGUACCCUCAUGCGGCCAAAUGCUAAGGAGAGAUUCUCCCCCUCGGACGAUGAAGGCGAGGACGAAAUAGAGACAAGUUAUAUGCACCAUAGCGAUAUGGUGCAUUGUCAAGGGCAUACGCCUCCUACAUGCGCGCAGCAGGCCAUAGUUGAGAUGGAACAGAGUACGACCCUUUCCGAACAAAAAUGCGAAACGGGCCAUGAAGCCGUACUGUCCUUUCUCCGUUCGUGCCCGGGAAACCUGGAAACCCUGCUUCCAGCCUUUAUACAACACGGAAUCAAAAGCAAGCGUGAGGUUGACAUUCUUUUGAGCCUUCCUGCUGGUGAUCGCGAGCGAUGGAUCGAGAGACGGCGUGAGUCUCUGGGUUUAUCUGAUUUGGAGGCAGCGGCCCUGCAGGUCAAAUGCAAUCAGGAGCAGUCUGGGAUGACAAUGAUCUACUGCGAUCGGCACACUAGAUCUCUGACAGCCUUAGCAGGAUCCCUCAAAGGCACCCGAAUACAAGCGAUUGUCAUGAUGCCUCCCUCUAAAUCUCAUUCGCUUCCACGCAGGAGGUAUUCAAGAAAUGAUGAGCUCAGAACCAAUUACCGAGAUUUUCCACUUCAAGGCGCCUUUGGCACUCCGAGAAAAUUUGACAGUCACCAGGCUGAAAGAAUGCCUCGAUAUCUAUCUAUCAGGCCGGUAUACUUUGACGCUCCCGAGCGAUAUGGGACGAAGGAGGAGAUCCUGGAUACGACAUUCUUAUUCGUGAACUGGGAUUACCUCGACGCUCAUGCCCAGCUCCUCAAAUACACCACCAAGCCUGAACAGAUAAAGCGUGCCUUCGUUCCUUGCUUGCAGGGAGGAACUAAGCCACCCUAUCAUGUCAAGUUCGAUAGCGAGCCGAUGGCCUUCAAGCAGCCCAUCACAGAGGGUGCUGUUGCUGACGCUGAAGUCUACUGA
Messenger RNA from Coniophora puteana RWD-64-598 SS2, 1299 nucleotides. RefSeq lists its product as uncharacterized. The record is from RefSeq and is a predicted model, not a curated record. The coding region runs from base 1 to 1299 and encodes 432 amino acids. NCBI's taxonomy places the organism in Eukaryota, Fungi, Basidiomycota, Agaricomycetes, Boletales, Coniophoraceae. The transcript has 8 exons.